AUCUGAAUGCUGAAUAUUUGGAACCCGUUUAUAAUUGUACAAACGCUGCUAUAUCUAAAAUUAUGGAAAAGGUUUUGAAGGAAGACACAAACGUAAGUAGCGUUUUGAACGAUCUUGUAAACGUGACAGCUCCAUCUACAACUAACAAUAACAGCUUAUUGUUGGGUGACCUGGAAACUGUGAACAAAGUGAUGUCUAAAAUUACUGAAGUAAUUGAGGUUAACAUAGAUAACGUAAACAAUGUCGCUGAUUUUUUCGUAGAAACAGCAAAUAAUAUUUUAGACGAGACUACAACAUCCUCCUGGUCAAGCAAAAUUAAUGAGACAGGUUCAGGAGCUGACAGUGUCCUUGAAAACCUCGAUCGAUUUACAGAGAAGAUUUCUAAUGUCAGUACAACUGCAGGGGAGAUAAAAGUUGCAAAAUCUAAUUUAUUUCUCAAAGUAGGUUCAACAAAUGCCUGCGAUGGAACAGAAAUGCAGUUUCCCGAUAGAAGGGAUAGUGAUGUACCCAAAUGGGCGGAGAAAACGUCGGAUAAAAUACAGAUUGCAUGUCGUGAAAAUUCAAAGUCAUAUAGUAGUGUUAUGUACAGAAACCUUUCGAAGAUACUUCCCUCAACAUUGGCUGGCAACAGCACCAACAGAGGUGAAAAGUUGAAUGCACCGGUGAUGUCAUUUUCAUAUUUUCCGAAAGUCGGAGGAAAUUUAGAAAGACCAGUAGAGAUUACGUUUCAAUUGUACGACGUAAGUUGA
This is a messenger RNA of Ruditapes philippinarum (Manila clam), 749 nucleotides long. RefSeq lists its product as uncharacterized. The record is from RefSeq and is a predicted model, not a curated record. Bases 63 to 749 code for a protein of 228 amino acids. NCBI's taxonomy places the organism in Eukaryota, Metazoa, Mollusca, Bivalvia, Venerida, Veneridae. The transcript has 7 exons.